AAGCCUACCAGACCUUUUUCUUUUUCUAUAAUUUACACUUCUUUUUCAGUUUCCCAAACCAUUUACACACGCAGCUACUAUCAUGGCCACUCCAACUCUUGCCCACUUUAAGCUUCCCGUCAUCGAAAACGAGGCUAUGCUCAACUAUGCUCCCGGAUCUCCUGAAAGAGCCAAGAUCGAACACGCCUUGAAGGAAAUGAUUGCAAAUGGUCCUGUUGAAAUCCCUGUGGUUAUCAAUGGUGAAAAGAUCUUCACCAAAAAGAUUGCUACUCAGGUCAAUCCUUCUGAUCACAAGAAGAUCGUCUGCAAGUAUCAUGAAGCCGAUGCCGCAUUGACCAAGAAGGCUAUUGAGGGUGCCGAAGAGGCCAAGGCUCGCUGGGAAAGCCUUCCUUUCAACGACCGCGUGGCUGUGUUCCUCAAGGCCGCCGAUCUCUUGGCCGUCAAGUACCGCUACAAGGUCAUGGCUGCCACCAUGCUCGGCCAAGGCAAGAACAUCUGGCAGGCUGAGAUCGACGCUGCUGCCGAGCUUUGUGACUUCUUGCGCUUCAACUGCAAGUAUGCCGAAGAGAUCUACCAGCAGCAGCCCCCAAAGAACUCGCCCGGAACAUGGAAUCGAACCGAGUUCCGUGCUCUGGAGGGCUUUGUCCUGGCCGUUUCUCCUUUCAACUUUACUGCCAUUGGUGGCAACUUACCUGCCGCCCCUGCUCUGAUGGGUAACGUUGUGAUCUGGAAGCCUUCGCCAGGUGCGGUCUACUCCAACUACCUGGUCUACGAGAUCCUGGUCGAGGCCGGCUUACCUGCUGGUGUGAUCCAGUUUGUUCCCGGACCUGCUGAGGAAAUCGUCGGGGCCGCCAUUUCGAACCCCUCCUUUGCCUCACUUCACUUUACUGGCUCUACUCACGUAUUCCGCAAGCUGUGGAAGGAUAUCGGCAACAACAUCGACAUCUACAAGUCCUAUCCCCGAGUGGUUGGCGAGACCGGCGGUAAGAACUACCACAUGCUGCACCCUAGUCUCGACAAGGACGGUGUCCGCCACGCCGCUCUCCAGACCAUCCGUGCCGCAUUUGAGUACCAGGGCCAAAAAUGCUCUGCCUGUAGCCGUGUCUAUGUUCCAAAGUCCCAGUUUGCCGAUUUCCGCCGUGAGUUGCUGGCCGAGCACGCAAAGAUCAAGCAGGGAUCUGUCGAGAAAUUCGAGAACUUUAGUGGACCUGUCAUCAGUCAGUUUGCAUUCGACAAGAUCAAGGGGUACAUUCAGCACGCAGCCACUGCUGAGAAGGGCACUGAGAUUAUUGCGGGUGGUAAGUGUGAUGACUCGGUCGGCUACUUUAUCGAGCCCACUAUCAUCCUGACGACCAAGAAGGAUGCAAAGACUCUGGUUGAGGAAAUCUUUGGACCUGUUGUGACCAUUUACGUCUACGAAGACGCCGAAUUUGCCCAGACUUGCAAGUUGGUCAGUGACACUACUCCUUAUGGACUUACCGGUGCUCUGUUUGCUCGCGACCGUGAUUCUAUUGUUGCCGGCUCUAACCUGUUGCGCAACACUUCGGGUAACUUUUAUAUCAAUGACAAGUGCACUGGUGCUGUGGUUGGUCAACAGCCCUUUGGUGGUGGACGUGCUUCGGGUACCAAUGACAAGGCCGGCAGUUCCUCUCUCUUGAUCCGCUUUGUCUCUACUCGCUCUAUCAAGGAAAGCUUUGUUCCUAUUGAGGGAUUUGCUUAUCCUUCCAACUUGGUCUAAAGACUUCUUUACAUUUAUUCCCUUAAUUUUUUUUUUAUUUUUUUCCUCUUCUUAUAUGUAUUUACAACUAAGUAUUUCUUUCUUCUUACACACACACACACACACAAAAUGGGAAGAAGAAGAAAAAGGCAGUGAGAAUUGAGGGACUAGUAAGAAUGGGAAAAAAAAGGUGUCUUGAAAGGAUCCUCUUUCUCUUUCUUUAUGCCAUCUUAUUUCAUAUUCUUCUUCUUCUUCUUCCUUCCUUCCCUUUUCUUUAUUUGUAUACUUUCGCUUUCGUUUUCUCUUUCUCUCUUUCUAUAUAUCUGGUUUCGCUCACAAACACAAUGCCCAAGUAAUUACUGAAAAAAUAAAUAAAUUGACUCGAGAUAAUUCUGCAUAGUUUUUUUUUGGGGGAUUAUUAUAUUAUAUUAUAUUAUAUUAAUAUACUGCUGUUUUAAUAAUAAUAAAUAAAUAAAUAAAUAAAUAAAUAUAAAAAAAAUCAUUUUUCUCUUUAAAUUAAUUUAUUAAUUCUUGGAUUUAAUGUGAGCAUUUGGUGCAAGGCAUUGCUCGGCUACAUCGGGUACUACUUGGACUUGAAUACCAUGGGAUUGUAGCUGAGCAAUACCUGUGCAGACAACCAAGUGCGGUGGUUCUUUGAUCCCUAACACGACGCGUUUGAUAUCUGCCUCGAUUAAACGAUCUGUACAGGGACGAUUUCCUGACAGUCGUGUUGAGCAUGGUUCCAUUGUGGUGUACAUCGUUGCUCCUUUGAACAACUCUCUGGUGUUGUCUUUGUUUGGUGCUACUACCUUGGCCAGUGCACAUUCUUCUGCGUGGGUGUUUCCGGGUAGCUCACGAGAGAAUCCGGUACUGAGCACAGUGUUGUCCUUGACCAGGACAGCACCUACACAGUAAGCACCUUCAACAGGAACCGAGAGAUUGGCUUGUUCGAUAGCCAGUUGCAUGUAUUUGGCAUCUUCUUUGUCGGUCGUAAAAGUGGUGGAGUCCAUGGUCAAUAGAAGAAGGAAAGAAAAAG
Messenger RNA from Phycomyces blakesleeanus NRRL 1555(-), 2753 nucleotides. RefSeq lists its product as hypothetical. Bases 83 to 1738 code for a protein of 551 amino acids. Gene Ontology annotation, cellular component: mitochondrial matrix. NCBI's taxonomy places the organism in Eukaryota, Fungi, Mucoromycota, Mucoromycetes, Mucorales, Phycomycetaceae. The transcript is spliced from 3 exons. The record is from RefSeq and is a predicted model, not a curated record. Gene Ontology annotation, molecular function: L-glutamate gamma-semialdehyde dehydrogenase (NAD+) activity.